Castor canadensis (American beaver) is the source of this 1062-nucleotide messenger RNA. The record is from RefSeq and is a predicted model, not a curated record. NCBI's taxonomy places the organism in Eukaryota, Metazoa, Chordata, Mammalia, Rodentia, Castoridae.
CUGGACAUCAUGAAGUUGUAGCUAUAGGCACAGGUGAAUACAAUUAUAGCCAGUGCAUUAAGCCAUAUGGAAGAGUGUUGCAUGACACUCAUGCUGUUGUUACAGCAAGAAGAUCUCUCCUUAGGUACUUUUAUAGGCAGCUUCUACUCUUCUAUAGCAAAAAUCCUGCUAUGAUGGAAAAGUCAAUAUUCUGUACAGAACCAGCUUCUAAUCUACUUACUCUGAAACAGAAUAUCAACAUUUACCUUUAUAUGAACCAGUUGCCUAAAGGAUCAGCCCAGAUUAAGUCACAGUUACGUCUUAAUCCACAUUCUAUUUCUGCAUUUGAAGCCAAUGAAGAACUGAGUCUCCAUGUGGCUGUUGAAGGCAAAAUUUAUCUGACUGUUUACUGUCCUGCAGACAUUGUUAAUAGAAUAAACAGUAUGUCCUCUAGUGACAAGUUAACAAGAUGGGAAGUGCUUGGUAUACAGGGAGCAUUGCUGAGUCAUUUUAUACAGCCAGUGUAUAUCACCAGUAUACUUGUUGGUGAUGGGAACUGCAGUGACACUAGAGGCUUAGAAAUUGCGGUAAACCAACGUGUUGAUGAUGCACUCACUUCAAAACUUCCAAUGUUUUACUUGGUCAACAGACCUCACAUUAGCUUAGUACCUUCUGCAUAUCCACUUCAAAUAAACUUGGACUAUAAAUCCCUGAGUAUGAAUUGGGCACAAGGAGAUAUUUCUUUGGAAAUUGUGGAUGGCCUAAGUGGCAAGAUCACUGAAAGUUCCCCAUUUAAAAGUGGUGUGUCAAUGGCAAGUCGGCUUUGUAAGGCUGCAAUGCUAAGUCGAUUUAAUCUGCUUGCCAAAGAAGCUAAAAAAGAUGAUUUACUGGAAGCUAGUACAUAUCAUGCAGCCAAGUGUAUGUCUGGAUCCUAUCAAGAAGCUAAAACUUUAUUGAAAUCCUACUUACAGCAACAUGGCUAUGGCUCCUGGAUUGUGAAAUCUCCCUGUAUAGAGCAAUUUAGUAUGUGAAUUAGACAUCCAUUGUCGUAUUAAAAAUCUUUUAUUUUUUUGUGUGAUUUGA